AUGGACCCAGUACCGGCACUCGGCGGGGAGAUUUCGUCGUUGAAGAAUUCGGUGAGUGAAGUGGAUGUCGUCAAUAUGGCUUCCUCCACGGACGUGGAAGAGACGAUCACGACGGAGACAACGGUCGCGGUGGAGAAAGAAGUGUCUCAGUCGGAGUACGAGACAGACAGUGAUGGCUCGGAAGAAGAGUGGGAGACCCAGUCUCUACACGAAGACACUAUUCAAGUUCUUCGCGAUGAGCAACUGCGCGAUGGAGUCCCCGAUGCCUGCACCUUGGAUGAAGCUAUCGCUUUCCGGAACCGGCUUCAUGAGAUUGGCAAGGCCGCAUUUGUGGGAGAAACAAUUGGUCAGGAUACUGUGACCGCAAAGAAGUUGUGCACAGCAUUCGGCAUCUUGCCCCCAGAUUUCCUUGACGGUGCGCCGGAUGAAGCCUACCAUCCUCUUCUAGCCAUCGCUAUCUCGCGGGAAUUCUCUAGGCGCCAAAAGCUCCCCCAGUACAACACGAUCGAGGAUGCUGUCAGACUGCUCCAAGAAUCCCAGAAUAUCAUCGUGUUAACGGGUGCUGGCAUCUCUACAAGUCUCGGAAUUCCGGACUUCCGAUCCAAAGACACCGGGCUUUAUUCGCAGUUGGAGCAUUUGGGUCUGAGUGACCCUCAGGAAGUUUUUGAUAUUCAGGUCUUCCGCGAAGAUCCCAGCAUUUUCUUCUCUAUCGCAAAGGAUAUCUUACCUACCGAGAAGAAAUACUCGCCGACGCAUAAAUUCAUUCGGCUGCUGCAGGACAAAGGGAAACUUCUGACAAACUAUACGCAGAAUAUCGACAAUAUUGAAGCCAAUGCAGGUGUGCUUCCUGAGAAGAUUGUACAAUGCCACGGGUCAUUUGCAACGGCUACGUGCGUCAAAUGCAAGUAUCAGGUCCAGGGAAGUGAGAUUUUUGAGGAUAUUCAAAAGGGAGUCAUUCCUGAGUGCUCAUCCUGUCGAAAGAUUAUCAACGAGGAUUCGUUAAAAGCGCAGGGGAUGAAGCGCAAACGCAGCACCAACGGAACCCAAAAAAGUCGCAAUAAUGAUGGCGAGGAUAGCUCGGACGAAGAAGAGUAUGAAAUUCCCACACCGGGGGUUAUGAAGCCUGAUAUUACCUUCUUCGGGGAGGACCUUCCAGAUGAGUUUGGUCGUCGCCUGGUUCACCAUGACCGUGACCGGGUGGAUCUUGUCAUUGUCAUUGGCACAUCGUUGAAAGUGGCACCUGUGGCGGAAGUUCCGGGCGUGCUCCCUCGCAAUGUGCCUCAGAUCUACAUCUCUCGUACAGUAAGUUGGCAUAUCUUCAAGCAAGUGCCGAAGCUGACCACCAUCCAGCCUGUAUCACAUACUAGGUUUGAUAUUGAUCUGUUGGGCGACUGCGACGUAGUGGUGUCUGAGCUCGCUCGCCGCGCUGGAUGGGAGCUGAAGCACAAAAUGAUCCCCGAAGGCGAGAAGGUUGAGAUUACUCCAGCGGAAGGAUAUGAAUCACGACAUGUGUUUAAGAUUGUUGGCGCAUAG
Aspergillus tanneri is the source of this 1533-nucleotide messenger RNA. It is a transcript of the gene SIR2, whose product is annotated as putative histone deacetylase SIR2. The record is from RefSeq and is a predicted model, not a curated record. Bases 1 to 1533 code for a protein of 510 amino acids. The transcript has 4 exons. Gene Ontology annotation, molecular function: NAD+ binding. Lineage: Eukaryota; Fungi; Ascomycota; Eurotiomycetes; Eurotiales; Aspergillaceae.